Messenger RNA from Misgurnus anguillicaudatus (oriental weatherfish), 1064 nucleotides. NCBI's taxonomy places the organism in Eukaryota, Metazoa, Chordata, Actinopteri, Cypriniformes, Cobitidae. The record is from RefSeq and is a predicted model, not a curated record.
UAUAAUAAAGAUUACAUGGGACUGAGACCUCAGUCAUGAUGUUUUCUCAUGGUUUGUAUAGGACUCUGUUGUUGUUGUGCAUUGGACAAUGUUUUGUUGAAAAUCUGAAGUUUCCUGAGUUUAAUGGGGCAACAGGAAAAAGCGUAGAGCUCGCCCCUGAAGACCCACCAUACAUUUCUUCACAGAUUUAUUCAAUUACAUGGACUUUUGGAGGGAUUCAUAUUAUUCUCUCAGACCCUGUUGGAAAUAUUGUACAUCCAGAAUAUAAAGGCAGAGUUGAUCUGGACCCCACCACAGCUGCUCUGAAGCUCAAGAACCUGACACUGAAUGAUUCAGGAACAUACAGGCUGAGUGUAAAAACAAGGGAUUUCCAACAAUAUGAAGGACAAGCUUCACUCAAAGUGUAUGAAACAGUAUCUGACACAGCACUUAUCGGUCCACAAGAAUCAUUAAUAGAGGAAGUAUCAAGUGCUAACAUAACCUGUGAAGGAAGCGGUGACAUCACUUCUGUGGAAUGGAUGAAAGAAAAAAAUCCACUGACACCCAGCAACAACAUCACCUUCUCAUCUGAUAACAGAUCAGUGUUGAUCAGUCCAGUGAUCAGAUCAGACAGUGGAGAAUAUCAAUGUACAUUAAGAAACCCUGCCAGCUCUGAUACUGCAAACCUCAGACUUAUUAUCAACUAUGGACCAGAAGAUGUUUUUAUUGAUGGUCCGAAUGAAGCGGCUUUAGGCAGUCCUGUGUCGCUGUCUUGCUCUGCCACUUCUGUACCUUCUGCUUCAUUCACCUGGAGGUUUAAUGGAUCAAACACCAGUGUAACCACAAACACAUUUACCAUUGAUAAGAGUGACAUCACACACAGUGGAGAUUACAUCUGCACAGCCCACAAUGAUGUCACAAAUAUAAAUGUCUCUCAAAGCCAUCUGUUAGUAGUUAAAGAAGGUGGUGGAGGUGGAGGGCUGACAACCGGAGCAAUAGUUGGGAUUGUCAUUGGAGUUUUAGUGGCAGUUGCAGGCAUUUGUGGUUUGAUUUUCUACUUUAUAAAACAAAGACAACGUGAGUAA